Molecule: messenger RNA, 600 nt
Organism: Musca vetustissima
Lineage: Eukaryota; Metazoa; Arthropoda; Insecta; Diptera; Muscidae
Gene: SmB
Product: small nuclear ribonucleoprotein-associated protein B
Exons: 1
Biological process (GO): mRNA splicing, via spliceosome
Cellular component (GO): U1 snRNP; U5 snRNP; U2-type prespliceosome
Molecular function (GO): RNA binding
Source: RefSeq, a predicted model, not a curated record
CAGACUAUCGGCAAAAACAACAAAAUGAUACAGCACCUCAAUUAUAGAGUGCGAGUGGUUUUACAAGAUUCAAGAACGUUCAUAGGCACAUUCAAAGCGUUUGACAAACAUAUGAAUUUAAUACUUGGAGAUUGUGAAGAAUUUAGGAAAAUACGUUCAAAAAAUACAAAAGUGCCAGAACGAGAAGAAAAGAGAAUUCUGGGAUUUGUUUUGCUUCGUGGAGAAAAUAUAGUGUCAUUAACAGUCGAGGGCCCUCCUCCACCAGAAGAAGGACUUCCUCGUGUACCUAUUCCUGGAGCUCUCUCUGGUCCGGGUAUUGGUAGAGCUGCUGGCAGAGGCGUUCCAGUUAAUAUAUCUUCUGUUCCAGCUGGUUUGCAAGGACCUGUGCGUGGUAUUGGAGGUCCUGGUCAGCAACAUAUGGCACCAAUUGGCCGAGGUGUUCCACGAGCUCCAAUUAUCGGCGGACCCCCACCAAGUAUUAUACCAGGCGGUAUACCUAAUAUGGCUGGAACUCUCGGACGUGGAGCCCCUCCACCGAUGAGAGGUCCUCCUCCCGGUAUCCUUCGAGGAGCUCCACCACCUGGACGCGGAGGAUAUUAG